AACGUGGCUAAUUAAUAAGUAAUGAGCACAUGCUUAUUGCCUCUAAGUAGUGGUCCACUUUCACUUCCAUCCAAAAUUUUUUUGGCUCUCAUUUUUGUCUUAAAACUUCAUAUUUCGUAUUUCUAACUCCACUUUCUGUCCAUAUUUUUCUUAUAACAAAAAGUUUAUCUACUUUUCAAGUUUUCUUUUUUCUAAUAAAUUUUAUUUUGUUUCUCUUUUCGGCCCUCUCACCAAGAAAAAAGUGAAGCAAAGAUGAUCCAUCUUUGUCAGUUUCAAAGCCCUCAGCCAUGGUUGUUGUCUCCAACAAUUUCCAAGUUCACUCAAACAUCCUCUUCUACUAGAACACACGGGAUUAGAGGCUCGAAGAAUAUGAUAUUUUUCCGGAAAUCAGUACUAUGCAGUUUUUGGUUGAACAAUUCUUCAUCUAACAAUGUGCAUAAAUUUGUAAACGGUAGAGGAAAAUGGGAAGUUACUUGUAGAAAAGAAACAUAUAAUUCAGAGUGCAGUUCAAAUAACUCGAAUGUCAAACUCUUUAGGAUGGACUUACUGGAUGGUUCUCAACUGCAGGGUCAUCAAGCUAAACCGAUCAGGACUUUGUCGGCAUUUUUCUUACUGAGAUUAAUCCAAAUAGAUUUUGCCAGCACAUUAAUAAAGAUGGUCCAAGACUUAUUUCCACAUCUAUUUCGGAAUUUGGCUGUUAGAAGCUUACCUCUUGCAUGCAUAUCUAAUUCCUUGAAUAAGCCGACGCCUCUUAACUUGAACAUGUCCUUACCUUCGGUUCAAGAUAUUAGGUGGAAUUUUUCUCGGAUACUGUAUUUAUUCAACAUUCAACUGGACAAAAAUAUUUCUACGUUUCUUUUGGCUCUCCUUGUAGCAUGCUUUUCAUUCGUUGUUGUAGGUGGAAUCCUCUUCUUCAGGUUUAGGGGUAAAUCACAAUCUCUUGAGGAUUGCUGCUGGGAGGCGUGGUCAUGCCUUAUUUCAUCUUCAUCCCAUUUAAGACUAAGAACACGAACCGAACGUAUUAUUGGCUUCGUACUUGCUAUAUGGGGGAUAUUAUUUUACUCUCGGUUGUUAAGCACAAUGACAGAACAAUUCCGAAACAACAUGCAAAAACUCCGGGAAGGUGCACAAGUGCAAGUUUUGGAGAAUGAUCAUAUCAUCAUUUGUGGUGUAAACAGCCGUCUGGCUUUCAUACUACAGCAGCUAAAUAAUUAUCACAAAUUUGCCGUGCAUUUAGGUACUGCUACAGCCAGGAGGCAAAGAAUUCUUCUUUUGGCGGAUGUUCCGAGGAAGCAAAUAGACAAGCUGGCGGACAACAUUGCCAAGGAUCUUAUUCAUAUUGAUAUCCUUUCAAAGAGUUGUAGCCUUAGUUUGACGAAAUCAUUUGAAAGAGCAGCAGCUAAUAAGGCACGCGCCAUUAUCAUUCUUGCGACAAAAGGAGAUCAGUAUGGAGUUGAUACAGAUGCGUUUCUCUCUGUACUAGCACUUCAACCUAUUCCCAAGAUGGAAUCCAUUCCAACGAUUGUCGAGGUUUCGAAUUCCAAUACAUGUGAGCUCUUGAAGUCAAUCUCUGGACUGAACGUAGAGCCAGUGGAAAAUGUUUCUUCUAAACUAUUUGUUCAAUGUUCUCGGCAAAAGGGGCUCAUAAAGAUCUACAGGCACUUGCUUAAUUACCAAAAAAAUGUAUUCAGUCUUCACCAUUUUCCAAGUCUAACCGGGUUGACAUAUAGACAAAUACGACAAGGGUUUCAAGAGGCAGUUGUUUGUGGUCUUUAUCGGAAUGGUAGGAUAUACUUCCACCCUGGAGAUGAUGAAGUUCUUCAGGAAAUGGACAAAGUAUUGUUAAUUGCCCCUAUUAACAGGACGGCAAAACAACAACUUGUAACCAACAUGCAAAAAGUUUCAGAAGUUUCGAGAAAUAAUGUAGAGACCCCAACUCAUGCUUUAGAAUUGCGAAAAGAACGAAUGUUAAAUAUUGUGAAACGUACCAAGAAACGAGGAUCAAAGGCAUCAGACCAAAGUCUGGGGCCCAAAGAAUGCAUACUUUUGCUGGGGUGGCGACCAGAUGUUGUUCAAAUGAUUGAAGAGUACGAUAAUUAUCUCGGACUGGGAAGCAUUGUGGAAAUAUUAUCAGACGUACCGUUAGAAGAAAGGAAGAAGGCAAGCUCCAUGUCUGGUCAAAGAAAACUAAAAAAUGUCGAGGUUAUCCAUAGGAUCGGGAACCCAAUGAACUAUGAUAACUUAGAGGAAACCAUAAUGGAUAUACAAAAUUCUCGCAAGAAAGGGGGUCAUAUUCCUUUUUCUAUUCUUGUGAUUUCCGAUAGAGAAUGGCUUCUUGGAGAUCCAUCAAGGGCAGACAAGCAAUCUGCAUACUCACUUCUUCUUGCAGAAAACAUUUGCAACAAACUUGGAGUGACGGUGCAAAAUCUAGUUGCGGAGAUUGGCGACUCAAAAUUGGGCAAACAAAUUACAAGAUUCAAACCAACCUUGACGUAUAUCGCAGCAGAGGAAGUGAUGAGUCUUGUAACAGCUCAAGUGGCCGAACACAGCGAACUGAAUGAGGUUUGGAAGGACAUUUUGAAUGCUGAAGGCGAUGAAAUAUACAUAAAGGAUAUUGGCCUCUACAUGAAAGAAGGGGAGAACCCGUCCUUCACGGAGCUAUCGGAAAGGGCAUGUUUGCGGCAAGAAGUUGCCAUCGGAUAUAUAAAGAACAACAAGAAGGUCAUAAAUCCAAAUCCUAAAACAGAACCUUUGUCCUUUGAAAUGACGGAUUCGUUAAUAGUGAUAUCGGAGCUUGAAGGAGAGCAACCUAUUGUUGUUUAAACUUUACCCAUUUUGUUGUUUAAAAUUUCAUUAGUUCAUUUAUUUCCAAUCAAUUUUAUGGUGUCGGCUUCAUAACUCUUUGCAUGGCUGAGUUGAAUAGGAGAUGGACAGAAAUUAGCCAAAAGGUAAGUAUUUUGAAAAUUCAUGCUCUACCCAGUCGAGAAUUGGACACUUUUCUGAACUGAAUCGGCAUAUCCAUUCGGAAUAAGGGUUGGAUUGGUUGACCUAAAAAUCGGUUGAACCAGUUGAUUUGGUAGUCUUUAGUUUUCAAAUAUUUUUUAAUAAUUUAUCUAAUUGAACUGGAUGGAUCGGUCAAAUCGAUUGAAUUAGGAAUUUGUGGUUUAAUCAAUUCGACCACUGAUUCAAUUGAGAAAACCUUGUAAGAGCUGAUAUUUAUCAGUUCAAUUGUUAAAAAUAGAAAAGGUUGGUUUAUGUUAAUUUUAUUAUGAUAAUCAAGUUCUUAGAUUUGAAUUUUUAAUUA
This is a messenger RNA of Gossypium arboreum, 3304 nucleotides long. RefSeq names its product putative ion channel POLLUX-like 2. The transcript has 24 exons. NCBI's taxonomy places the organism in Eukaryota, Viridiplantae, Streptophyta, Magnoliopsida, Malvales, Malvaceae. The record is from RefSeq and is a predicted model, not a curated record. Gene Ontology annotation, biological process: monoatomic ion transport. The coding region runs from base 253 to 2823 and encodes 856 amino acids.